AUGUUUAAUUUAUGCUGUUAUACAUGUUAUACAUAAGAACCGUUGGAAUUAAUUGCACGAAAUUAACGUAAGAUAACCAUAAAAUAAACGAACACUAACAUUUCACGAACAACGAAACCUAUAUUUCUUCUAAAGCGGAACGAUUGCGUCGUUUUCUGUCACGCACGGGGAGAAGCAACGGUGUUGCAUCUGGGGUUUGGAUUGGUUUGUGAUUGUAGUGUGGUACUUCUUUUACUGUCCAUGGAUGUUUCCCUCUCCUGGUGAAGUCGUCUGAGGAACUGAGCAGCAGAGUUGCUAACUUGCCUUGUCUAACGUUAGCUUGCGAAUACUGGCGUCAUCCUGCAUCAGUGUGGUUAAGGACCAGCUUUAUUUUAGAGAAGAUCACCACUUUGUGACUCUAAAGGUUGCCAGUAUCGUUUCAUAUGGCUGCAACAGUUGAUUUCAGAACCCAUGUUGACCAGUCCUGCAGAUAUUCAGAAGAAUUUGUCAACAUUUAUUAUGACUGCAUGGAUAAGAAGAGGAGGCACCUGACAAGGCUCUACUUGGAUAAAGCCACUUUGGUUUGGAAUGGCAAUGCUGUUUCGGGACAAGAUGCACUGGGGGAAUUCUUUGAAUCCCUUCCAUCGAGUGAAUUUCAAGUGCAUACACUUGAUUGCCAACCUGUUCAUGAGCAAGCCACCCAAGGGCAGACGACCUUGCUGGUUGUUACGGCAGGCUCAGUGAAGUUUGAUGGAAACAAACAACGGUAUUUUAAUCAGAACUUUCUGCUGACUGCACAAGCCUCUCCUACCAGCGACCAGCCUGUCUGGAAGAUUGCUAGUGACUGUUUUCGUUUUCAGGAUUGGGCAAACUGAAGUAUUUGUACAGUGAAUGAACUGUUUUUGCUACAAAGUGUAAAUAAAGGUUUUUUUUUGUUAUA
Molecule: messenger RNA, 919 nt
Organism: Alosa alosa (allis shad)
Lineage: Eukaryota; Metazoa; Chordata; Actinopteri; Clupeiformes; Clupeidae
Gene: nxt2
Product: nuclear transport factor 2-like export factor 2
Exons: 5
Coding region: 423-854 (143 amino acids)
Biological process (GO): protein import into nucleus
Cellular component (GO): nuclear pore central transport channel
Source: RefSeq, a predicted model, not a curated record